This is a messenger RNA of Sparassis crispa, 1245 nucleotides long. RefSeq lists its product as hypothetical. The record is from RefSeq and is a predicted model, not a curated record. The coding region runs from base 1 to 1245 and encodes 414 amino acids. Lineage: Eukaryota; Fungi; Basidiomycota; Agaricomycetes; Polyporales; Sparassidaceae. The transcript has 2 exons.
AUGAGAGAUGCUGCCGAAACCUUCAUUGACGAACAUAAACCCAAUCUCACCCCCCAGGUAAGUAGUGACUCAUAUUCUGCCCCACUGACCUAUGCUGCGGCAGCCAGCCAAGCCCUCCCAACAACGCAUGCACAGACCCUAGCCAGGGAGAAAGCCCGAUCGUCCCAGGUCAUUGUCGAUGGAGCCACAUGCAAGCAUGCCGAUGGUUCAGUUCUAAACGAGGAUGAACUACUUGCCAAAGUGAACAUGGCGUAUGACCUGAUGGGAGUAACACGGGCAGAUGCUCCCUUGGAAUUUGCGUUUAAAUCGGUCAGCCGCAUGCACAACAGAGGAAUUGUUUACAAUUUGGACAGCAUGGAAUUAGCUAAGUGGCUCCGCAGUCCUGAUGUCAUGAAAAGCUUCUUAGAACACUUCAGUGACCAGGCUUCAUGCGUGAAGGUACACACAUACUCUACCCUUGCUGAGUUCGUCCCUGUUGCAUGCAAACCAGACAACAGCAGCUACCUCCGCAUCACUGAGGGAACUAACAACCUUGACCCAAAUGUCAUCGAAGAAGCCCACUGGAUAAAACCUCUGGAAUGCAGAGUGAAAGGACAAAAAGUCACUCACCUCAUUCUGCGGUUCAAUGACCCAUGGGCAGCCAACCGAGCCAUCUGCAAUGGUCAUAGCCAGCAAACUAGUCAUGGUAAGGAAACUGAUCUGGGAACCACACCGAUGCCUGAAAUGCCAGAAGAUCAGAGUUCCUCACCUUGCCAGACAUCUGCAUGCGAGGCAGACCCCACAGAUCUCAGAUGCAGCAACUGCAUCCUGGCAGGACGCACUGAUGCAGACCAUGUAGCAUGGGACCAUGACUGCCCCAUCUUCCUUGAACACUGCCGCCGCAUGGAGGACUGUCAGCCAGAAGCAAAGUACCGUUUCUUUCCCACAGAUGACCCAUCCUCCUGGGAACUCGUUGGCCAGCCGAUAGUACCUGCAGCACCCUCGCACCCUCACCAACAUGCCCCUGCACCCCCACGUAAUGCACUGUUCUCACAGGACUGGGCAAAUGAGGUCGACAACCUCUACCCACAGCCAGACCUGUACCCUCACCCCUCGCAGGCACGUCAGGCCUAUGAGGUGAAGCACCCCCACGAGGCAUCACAGACACAGCCGCACCUUGAACAGGCACGCAUACACCACUUGGUUUCUCGUUCAUCCUCCAGACUCUCAUACGCCAGAGCUUCACCUAUCAGUUUUCAUGCCUAA